AUGAGCUUCUUCCAAGAUGCCUGCGGGGUUUCGAUUGAACAGGGCACAUUCAACGCGAUUAUGGGAAACCAGAUAAAUCAUUUCUAUAAAGGGAUGGCUCAGCAGAAGAAGGAGGAGCAUACGAUAUACGACGAAUUCUACAGGAUUAAGCUUGGUGCAGUACAUAGAAUUCGGGAUAUACAUUGUGAAUUUUACCCAAGGCGAUGGGACAUCGGUAUUAGGGAGUGGUGUGAAGGAGGACGCUUUCGUGUUGAUCGAACGAUUUGUGCUGCCAAAAUCCGUGGUGAACAAGGCUCGGGAUUCACGGUAAUUUCGUAUAGUGGACCAGAAAAGGAUGAGGUAGAGGCCAGUGUUUUUGACUUGAGUUGCGAGUAUAAAGAGCUCUUACAGGCAUGGAAGGAAGACUUUCAACGGUUUUCGAAAGCUACAAACACAAUGAAGAUGCAGCUGUUUGGAAUUAACCGGUCAACAAUACCUCUGCUCAUAUUCUAUGGAGAGCUUGUGCCUCUCGCCCAUUUGUGGGAUAGGGUUGGACGGUUUGGGAAAGCUUAUACACGGGCAUUGUCGCUUAACAUGGACUGGGGAGACUCUGAGAUUUGGAUAGAUCCCGCGCAAGGAACUCUUGUUCAUGGAGUGGAGGGGCCCUAUUGCGAUCUAUUAUUUUUGAACUUCCCUACUACUAACGAGACGCUGCCAUCGAGUGUCGAACUUCUUCUCGACGAAGAUGUUUGCUUCCGCUAUUUAUCUCGGUUGCCAUUGGAUAAGGAUUUCGACAGACGCGUCAUUGAUCUACUCCACUUCGGUUCCGAUAUAGGGGAAGAGAGAUCUCCGAUUAUCAGCAAACCGUGCGUCUUUUCUAGCAAGACGAAUUCUAUAAUCGCAGUCGGAAGUCCGGGCAAUUGCUGGAAGGGAUAUGGGUGCCUUAAAUACCGAGUCGCUAUGCCAGAUGGAAGAACACGAUUUACUUUUACAGACGAAAGCUCAGAGUUGGAAUUACAUGCAUUCGGCGCUGUGCGUGCCUGGCUCUCGCAGGCUUCGAGUGUCUUUAAUAGACUCGGAAUAUUGUUGGACGAAGAACUCUCGUCUUACAAGCUCAUUGUGCCAGUGGUCUACUUGAGAGGAUCAAUUGAGAACUCCAGCAUCAAACACCAACGACGCUCAGAAGAUCCACCCAUCUAUUUCUUCCUCCAUCCGCUCCCUUCAUUUCCGCUCGGAGACAAUUCAGACCUGUUCACCCACACCUGGUCUUAUGACGAAAAUGGAGAAACACCCAUCCCACACCAUCAUUGCGAGUAUCUUGGUCUACCCAUCAAGCUUUACGAGAGAUUAUUCUCAAGCCGUGCACAUCGCUGGCCUAGCAAGACAUACAAAAACAUCCACAAAUGGCAGAUCGCAAGAGGCUUUGAUCCAACCACAGCCGACUUUGCACGUUACCUUGAUCAUCCCAAUAUAUAUGAAGUUCUGCCAGAGUCAGAUGCAGGCCGGUUCGAAGAGCUGAAUAUAGGAUUACCUGGUAGAUCGUCUGCCGAGAAGAGUUCGUCCCAGGACGAUCUACGACAAUAUUCUACGGUGGCGGCUUAUAACACAGAAGAAGACUCCAUGAACCUAGACUCGCCGAUUCCUGCUUCCAUCCGUUCCAAACUGUCAACGUCCACGCAGCUACAACUAGGGGACGUUGACAUGGAAUUGGACCAAUGCUCGAUUCCCUUCGAAGGCCUUUCCACUGCAAGCGCAUCAAUUGCAGAUAUGGAGGUGGACUAA
Messenger RNA from Marasmius oreades (fairy-ring Marasmius), 1761 nucleotides. RefSeq lists its product as uncharacterized. The transcript has 9 exons. NCBI's taxonomy places the organism in Eukaryota, Fungi, Basidiomycota, Agaricomycetes, Agaricales, Marasmiaceae. The record is from RefSeq and is a predicted model, not a curated record. The coding region runs from base 1 to 1761 and encodes 586 amino acids.